AUGAAGUUCACUGCUGUCGCUUUCACCGGGCUGGUCGGCUGCGCCGCCGCUCUUCCUCACUUCGGUUUCUUCCCCGAGCCUUCUGGCCCUGCUCCUACUGGCACCCCGACUGGUUCGCUGCCUCCUCCUCCCUCUGGCACUGGUAGCCUCCCUCCUCAUCCUUCCUCCGGCACCCCCGGUCCCGAGGAGGGCUCCGACAUCCAGAAGCGUCAGUUCGACGGUGCUGCUCCCACUGGUACCUUCGCUUCCGCUCCUUCGGGCUUCCCUAGUGAUGCUCCUCACGGCCACCACGGCGGUUUCCCUUCAGGAUUCCCCUCUUUAUUCCCUGGCCCGUCCGGGUUCCCUGAGCCCUCCGGCUUCCCCGGGCCCUCUGGAUUCCCCGAGCCCUCUGGCCCUCCCCCACAGGGUGGCCCUGAGCUGUCCGGACAGCCCGCGCCCUCCGGAUUCCCUGGCGCCGGUGAGGAUGCUCCCACUGCCACAGCCAACGUGAAGCGCCAGUUCGGCGAUGCCACCGGCUUCCCUAGCGGCUCUGGCUUCCCUGAGCCUUCCGGUGGUUUCCUCGAGCCCUCUGGAGUUCCCUCCGGCUUCCCCUCCGGCUUCCCUGACCCUUCUGGUGGAUUCCCCGGUGGCCCCGAACCCUCCGGUAAGCCCCAGCCCUCCGGCUUCCCCGGCUCUGAGCACGGCGAAGCUCCCGCUCCCACCGGCAUCUUCAACGAGAAGCGCCAGUUCGGUGGAUCCCCCAGCGGCCCCGAGGGCUCUAGCUUCCCUCAGCCUUCCGGCGGUCCCCAGGAUGGUGGCUUUCCCGCUCCUUCUGGCUUCCCCUCCGGAUUUCCCCAGCCCUCCGGCGGCGCUGAGCCCUCUGGCUUCCCUGGUGCCGGCUUCCCCGGUUCCAAUGUCUUCGGCGAAGACGCUCCCGUCCCUUCUGAGACCGCUGCUCCUUCUUUCAACUAG
This is a messenger RNA of Aspergillus affinis, 951 nucleotides long. RefSeq lists its product as uncharacterized. The coding region runs from base 1 to 951 and encodes 316 amino acids. Lineage: Eukaryota; Fungi; Ascomycota; Eurotiomycetes; Eurotiales; Aspergillaceae. The transcript has a single exon. The record is from RefSeq and is a predicted model, not a curated record.